AUGGCCUUCGAGCACCCUUCUGUUGCUCUCGUUCGUCACCAUGAAAUUCCUCUUGGCAGUGCUUCCGAUGCAUCAUGGCACGAUGAAAAUGUUUCAAAGCACAAGCCAACUAGACUCGACCCCUUGGACUUGGGAGAGGGCCUCGGCCACCCAGCGGUGUUGGAGAUUUCUGGAAACAGCCUCAUCGCGAGAGAAUGUCCUCCCUCAUACUCUUGCCGCCUGGUAAGGCGCAAACUGCUAUCCAACGGAAAGUCGACAGCCCACUGUCCUAAGGGGAAGGAGAAGACAAGGGAAAGCCCUAUUCUUCACCAUGUGCCGCCAAUUGGAUCCACCGGUAACGAGGAAAAUAGUUCCGGGCGAGGUUAUUGGGGGAGACUCCACCAGCGCCAACAUCGAAACAGCAUAAUAAGCCUCAUCCAUGCGUUCUAUCCAUCUGGGGAAGAAACUGGUGCUUGGCUUGGGUUCCGACAAAUACUGACAUUCGCUCAAAGGAUAAUUUUUGUGUAUGAAGCCUCGGGAGAAAGCCCAGGGAAGAUGUCUGUGACCAGCCUGGAGACGGUCGCCGUCAGGGCCAUGUUCUCCAACGGAUCUCAAUACAGAACUACCAUCGAUCUAAUGGCCGAAACCAAAGUGAACAUCAAAAGCAGCCGUAGCAAUAUCAAGGCUCUAGGUAAAGGCAUACAUUACUACCGUGAUGCAGCUUACAGUCGGACCACCGCAAGCUCGUACGGACGCACUCCCCAAUAUGUGUCUGCGCGUAGCUGGCUUUGGUCUAUCUCGCAUGCGCCCAUAUAG
Messenger RNA from Penicillium paradoxum, 795 nucleotides. RefSeq lists its product as uncharacterized. The record is from RefSeq and is a predicted model, not a curated record. NCBI's taxonomy places the organism in Eukaryota, Fungi, Ascomycota, Eurotiomycetes, Eurotiales, Aspergillaceae. The transcript has 2 exons. The coding region runs from base 1 to 795 and encodes 264 amino acids.